AUGUUUGAUUCUUUACUUGACGAGAUAUGGUUACUUUCUAUGAAAGAAGAACUUAUCCAAUUUAAACGUAGCAAUGUUUGGGACCUUGUUCUGCGCCCACUUGAUAAAACUGUCAUUGACACGAGAUGGGUAUUUAAGAACAAAAUGGAUGUAAAUGGUGUAACUACUAGAAGUAAAGAAAGAUUUGUGGCAAAAGGAUAUAGUCAAGCUCAAAUUCUCAAGAAGUUCGAUAUGAAAGAUUUGAGUAGUAACUCAACACCCAUGGCCUCAAAUGUGCUUAUUGACAAAGAUGAAAAAGGAGUAGAUUUCGACAUAACCAUGUAUAGAGGUAUAAUCGGAUCCUUACUCUAUCUAAUCACGAGUAGGCCAAAUAUCAUGUUUAGUGAGUACAUGUGUGCUAGAUAUCAAGCAUCACCUAAGGAAUCCCACUUUAAGAUUGUAAAACGUGUUUUUAGGUAUCUUUACGGAACCUUCCAUCACGGUAUUUGGUAUACUAAAGAUAGUGCUUGUAGCUUAGUAGGUUUUUUUAUUCCUAUUUCGCGGGUGAAAGUAGGAAUAGGAAAAGCACUAGUGGUGCCUAUCACUUAUUUGGAAGUUUUUUAG
Molecule: messenger RNA, 603 nt
Organism: Lathyrus oleraceus (garden pea)
Lineage: Eukaryota; Viridiplantae; Streptophyta; Magnoliopsida; Fabales; Fabaceae
Exons: 2
Coding region: 1-603 (200 amino acids)
Source: RefSeq, a predicted model, not a curated record